CUGUUACAUUGUGGCGCUGUUCGCAUCAGUCUUCUUGCGAAGCAGGCAAGCAGGUAUUGAGCUGUCACUGCCGGACAAGAGGGAGGUUGUUAGUUCAUUGUGAAAGAUGAGUAUCAGAAUAUCUACCGUUCGUCCGAAAACAAGUAUCCUGGAUAAAUCCCUCAGUAGAGGUAAAGGUGAAGUUAGCAUCAGCUGCUACGCGUUGUUGUUUUCAGAACUGGUUCAGUACUGUCAGAAUAGAGUCUACACUGUACCAGAACUGCAGAAUAAGCUUGCAGAAAUUGGGCAAGAUGUUGGAGUGAGACUGAUAGAUUUGCUAUUUGUCAGAGAGAGAAACUGUAAACGUGAGAUAAAACUGUUGAAUAUGCUUUUAUUUAUAAAGUCAACGCUGUGGAAGACUUUGUUUGGGAAGGAAGCAGACAAACUGGAGCAUGCAAAUGACGAUGAGAGAACGUACUACAUCAUAGAGAAAGAGCCGCUCGUAAAUAAAUUCAUAUCUGUACCGAAAGACAAGUCAAGUUUGAAUUGUGCGACGUUUAUUGCUGGAAUUGUUGAAGCUUUCCUCAACGGGUGUGGUUUUCCAGCGAAAGUGACAGCGCAUUGGCACAAAGGCACAACUUAUAUGGUGAAAUUCGACGAUUCCGUUAUUACUAAGGACAAGCAAAUGGAGGAGCGAUAAAUAUCAUCAGUGGAACAACGAAAAUCGUCAGUGAAUUCAUCCUAUUGCCAUACAAAACAGGAGGAAAAGUGUGAGGCUGGAUUGUAACAGUGUUAUCCUGAUAGUUUGUGUGUGACAUGUUGCGCAAGAAACAGUCAGAUGAUAUUGAAAAGUGUAUGUUAGUUUUAUGUUUAGUGUCAGAGAACUAACCAAAUUACACUAAUUUUUGUGAACAGGCAAUUAUGUCAUUCACAAUAAAGCACUUUUUCUGAAAAUAUAAA
This is a messenger RNA of Schistocerca piceifrons (Central American locust), 939 nucleotides long. RefSeq names its product trafficking protein particle complex subunit 5-like. The record is from RefSeq and is a predicted model, not a curated record. The transcript has a single exon. Lineage: Eukaryota; Metazoa; Arthropoda; Insecta; Orthoptera; Acrididae. Gene Ontology annotation, biological process: endoplasmic reticulum to Golgi vesicle-mediated transport. Bases 107 to 679 code for a protein of 190 amino acids. Gene Ontology annotation, cellular component: TRAPPI protein complex; TRAPPII protein complex; TRAPPIII protein complex.